GGGGACCCCAGAUUCCACUGUUGCGUACCGUGCCUUACUUUGUGGACCUGGUUUUAUGGAGUGUGGCACUAGAUCUGGUUCCAUUUUCGAGGUUUAGGGACCAAGCAUGCGAUGUGAGGGGCAGAAGGUACACCGAGGAGCGGAUCAGUCUGCAUCUUGGGAUUGAUACAGGCCCGGCAGCGGAGCCUCGGAGCCCGGCUCCCCAACGCCGUAAACAGGUGCACGUUGGCUGCACCUCCACGGGCUCGGCCCCUGUCUCCGAUCCGAUUAGUGGGAGGAUGCUGGCAGUGACUCACUUUCCUCUCCCGCCCUAGAGGCUCUCUCCGGAAUGAAGAACCAGUGAUAGGCUACUUCCUUUACGAGAGCCGGGUCCGGUGGGACGGGAGAACAAAAGGCCACUGCUUGCGCAGGACCCUUGCGCUCUGGUCUCCCCUCCCCCGCACCUGGCCCCAAACGUUGCGGCAAAAGGCUUUUAAACUGGUCGGCUCCACGCGGUGAGGAAAACGCGCGGAGAUCUUCGGCAGCCCGCCUUUAUCUCCCCCAUCCCCCGCGACAGCUCGGCUCCGGGUGCGGGGCUGCUCCGUACCCUCGCGAACGGCGCGCGGUUCCCGGUGCAUCGCCCGCCGCUAGGUAUCGGCCCAACUGUGCUCGCACUAGACGCGAGUGCAUAUGGCGGCAAAAGGAAUUUCGCGGUAAACGCGUCACGCCGCGAACUGCCUUUCACAAGCUGCCUCGGGCCGAGGAAGGUGGUGCUUACUCUAGCCCUUUGUGUCUCGCUCUGCGGCGUGGACCCGGGCUCUCCCUAGCCUGUUCGUCGGUGGGAAACACUGGAUUGGGGAUCGCGUACUGGUCUUAGACGGUGUCGUACGUGGAAGGGAGGACAGAACCCGCUGCUAGGAAAAAACGGGGUCUCAGACAUCGAGAUUUGCCGCUCUCUGCUACUAAAGAUCCUCGGAGUAGAAGAAAUUUGGAUUGAACUUUUGACUACAGACACCAGAAUAUGAUGCAUUUCAAAAGUGGCCUGGAGUUAACGGAGCUGCAGAACAUGACGGUGCCCGAGGAUGACAAUGUCAGCAACGACUCUAAUGACUUCACGGAAGUAGAAAAUGGCCAGAUAAAUAGCAAGUUCAUCUCUGAUCGGGAGAGUAGGAGGAGUCUCACAAACAGCCAUCUGGAGAAAAGGAAAUGCGACGAGUAUAUUCCAGGAACCACCUCUCUGGGAAUGUCCGUCUUUAACCUGAGCAACGCCAUCAUGGGCAGUGGGAUCUUGGGCCUUGCCUUUGCCUUGGCCAACACUGGGAUCCUCCUCUUUCUGAUACUUCUGACUUCAGUGACACUGCUGUCUAUAUAUUCAAUAAACCUCCUUCUGAUCUGUUCCAAGGAAACUGGCUGCAUGGUUUAUGAGAAGCUGGGGGAGCAAGUCUUCGGCACCACGGGGAAGCUGGUGAUCUUCGGAGCCACCUCUCUGCAGAACACCGGUGCGAUGCUGAGUUACCUCUUCAUAGUAAAAAACGAACUUCCUUCAGCCAUAAAAUCCCUCAUGGGAGAGGAGGAUGCAUUUUCAGCCUGGUACGUAGAUGGCCGAGUGUUGGUGGUGAUGGUUACCUUUGGCAUAAUUCUCCCUCUGUGUCUCUUGAAGAACCUGGGGUAUCUCGGCUACACCAGUGGAUUUUCCUUGAGCUGCAUGGUUUUCUUCCUCAUAGUGGUCAUCUACAAGAAAUUUCAGACUCCUUGCAUGAGUAUGGAACAGAACUCAACAGUAAGUGCUAACGUGACUGACGCGUGCACACCAAAGUAUGUCACCUUCAACUCAAAGACGGUGUACGCUUUACCAACCAUUGCGUUUGCGUUUGUCUGCCACCCGUCCGUCCUGCCAAUCUACAGUGAGCUCAAAGACCGGUCACAGAAAAAAAUGCAGAUGGUUUCCAACAUCUCCUUCUUUGCCAUGUUUGUCAUGUACUUCCUGACAGCCAUCUUUGGGUACUUGACUUUUUACGAAAAAGUUCAGUCAGACCUCCUUCACAAGUACCAAAGCACAGGUGACAUUCUGAUCCUGACGGUGCGGCUGGCUGUCAUCGUGGCCGUCAUCCUCACCGUGCCUGUCCUGUUCUUCACAGUUCGAUCGUCGUUAUUCGAGCUGGCCAAGAAGACAAAGUUCCACCUGUGCCGCCAUGUCUUGGUGACCAUCAUACUCUUGGUGAUUAUCAACUUGUUGGUGAUAUUCAUCCCCUCCAUGAAGGAUAUUUUUGGAGUCGUAGGCGUUACGUCUGCUAAUAUGCUGAUUUUCAUUCUUCCUUCGUCUCUUUAUUUAAAAAUCACAAGCCAGGAUGGAGAUAAAGGCACUCAAAGAAUUUGGGCGGCCCUUUUUUUGGGCCUGGGGGUGUUGUUCUCCUUGAUCAGCAUCCCCCUGGUCAUCUACGACUGGGCUUGCUCAUCCGGCAAUGACGAAGGCCACUGAAACCAGCAGCAACAGCCCGGCAUCUGCUCAUACCCAUCUAGUCCCCAUCAACAGCCUUCCGCCACUUCUUUUGCAAGUUUACAGAAACGCACAGGGUUUCUCUUGGGUUGCCACACAGAGACUCACUUCUAGAAGGACCCGCGUCCUCUUGGGACCUCCCCUUAGGGACCGUGGAUUUCCGCUUCUCCAGAUAUUUGUGCAGCCAUCUUGUCCAGCCCUUCCCACAGUCCUCCUCCCGGCUCCCCACUGUUGUGGCUUCUCUUUCUCCUCUCAGAACUUCGGAAACAUGAUCGACAGUUGUCUUCACUUGUUAGAUACCCAGCUCCUGAAACCGUUUUCCUACUGACGCUCCGCUCACGCUGUCUGUAUCUUUUUAGAAGAGAAAAUAAUCUUGAAUUGUAUAUAUUUAUUUUUGCUUUACAGAAAAAAAAUAAGGUUUCAGAAAAAAAAAGGUUUCAUAAAUAAUUUGCCUAUUUUGGUUAACAUAGCACACGGGGAUAAUCCUUUGAGAGACAGGCUGCGUGCCAUGGCUGCAUCUGAGCAUGCCCAAUAUUUGAGGCAGCUCCGAUCACCCGACGUGGACUGACCUAGGCCUGCUGGUACUCCAUCCUGCUCCCACGUGGAGCGAGUCCCUGGGAGUGUCUGUAGCCGGGAAGGCUUGGGCACAGCGCCUCUGUGUAUAUUAAAAUACACAUUUCGGGAGAGCUCAGGAAUGAAGUUUUUGGUUUCCCCUUGGCAUCUGGUGCCACAGUUACUCUAGGCUAAGUCAUCUGCUUGGGGGUCCCUCGGUUCCCAUGACGACAAGCGAGACUGCCCAAAUGCUAAGGGACAUACUCCUUAACCUUCAGCCCACACCCGUGUUGUUAAGGGGGAAAUGAUUUGUUAGUUUGUAAGCCCGGCAGCACUGGUCAUGUCCACCAGCUUUUUGCAACAGAGAAGAACGUGUACCUAUGAUGGCCUGCGACAGGUCAGCCUGUUUUAUACUGGGUACUUUACUUUAAUGGAGUCUUUGAAAGACUUGUUUUAUAUCUAUAAAUCUAGGUUACUACAAAUAGGAGAUUUUUGUACCUUAAAUAAGCCUCAUUUCUAGUCUCCAUUAACCCUCCAGUCCUGAAAGUCAACCUCCCCAGAGAGGCUUAGUGGAGGACCACUGAGGUCACUAUGUGUCCCCUCCUGCCCCAGUUGGGGAUGACAGGAGGCCCCUCCCUGUCUUUGUUUUUUUUUUUUUUUUCUUUUAUCCCAUGAUGCCUGUUCCGUGUGCCCCAGGCAAGAGGGCAGAGCUGCCUAUCCUCUCCCAGCCCCUCAGUCUCGGCAGCUAGGGAACCCAGAGCAGUGUGCCCCUGCUGAUGGGGAUACCUGUGGCUGCCCAUAGCUUAGCUACAGUAAGUGAGGUGCACAUGCACGGUGACUGCUCUCUGCAAAUGGCCUACAUCUGGUUGAAAUUCUCAAAUACAAACCUGCACUGAGCACAGAUUUCUUACCUAGGGGUGAGUAGAAGCUAGCAGAGUGGCCCAGACACUUAGCUAUAGAUGCUGUUCCUUGUGUCUGAAAUCCCCAGAGGUCUUGAGGAUCUCAUGAGAGUCACAUAUAGAUGUCCCUUACCAUACUUUAGUCCCGAAGACAGGGUAGGCAUCAGAGCACCUGUUACUAUACUCCUGAGGAAGAAGGAAAAUCUGCUUCCUGCAUUGCAUCAUUACUUUCUCAUACUGCUCCAGAGAGUUCUGUCUGCCUCAAGUUAAGGCAGCUGACCACAAGGCCUAGACAAGAAAAAGGGUAAACCCCACAGCCAUCUCUGUCUGCCCUUUGCCCAAACGCUUUCUAUGUUACGGGAAACUUAGAAGAUUCAGCCAACCUUUGUGGCUCUGUUUGCAUUGUUUAAAAAAUACCUUAAUUCAGUUUGCAAGCUGCAUUCCCCUCUUGCUGGUUUCCCCUUAUUUUUACAUUCACAAAGUGAAUUCAAAAACGCACUAACUCUGGGGUGUGUCGUGGGUUUUUUUGGACCUCUGGAUUUUGUGUUGGUAAAACUAAUGUAUUAUUUACAGUAUAUUUAUUUGCAGGAUGCACAUUGUUAAUCUCUGUGAUACAUGGGUUUUCUCUUUAACCUCUUGUGUGUGUACCUGAGUUUAUUUGAAUAUAAUGGAUCUUCCUGUCAUUGUCAGGUACUGCCAUAGUUUCUGUGGUAUUCUCUGUAAAGUGGACUGUUCUUACUCUUGUUCAAAACAAUGAACUGGUAGCCAAAACAUACCUGUAUCACAGAUAUUAGGUAGCAUUCAACAGCGCAGUCAGAUGUAACAGAUACUUUUCUGCUAAAUUAGUAGUGGGCCUUUCUCCGAGGGAAACCGUGUUUUCUUUCAGCACACAGCCUCUUCACACUGUUGAUCAGGGCCAGUUUCAUACUUUGGGUUUAGAACUGUUCUCUGGUUCUUGUAACACAGAAUACUGUAGAUUCUUAGAUUAGUGCUGCUUGUUAGAAGUAGGGUUUACAGAGCGUGCGCAGAAGGAAAACCUACUCUUUAGGCCUGGGCUAGGCCUGGUCACGGGGAGAACGUAUUCCAAAGCUUUGUAACCUGGAAUGGGUUUUUCUUGGGUUGGGUUAUAUGUGGCGGUGAGGCCCCCAGAGCAGUGGGGAAAGAGUGAUGAGCUGAAAUAGAAUAAUAAGACUGCAGAAAAGCCAAGCCCCCCCCCCCCCAGACUGGAGGUGGUGUGUGUCAGAGUCACUAGGAAUACCCCACUGCCUGUUGUGGCAUCUAGACUGUUCAUCUCUACCACAGAUGGCCUGCUGGGCAGUGGGCUUAGGGCUCUACCACAGUGCCCUAAAGCAUGGUCUCCACCAAGAUUAGAGGAGCUAAGUUCAAACCCCAGAGUGUAGGAUGGUAGUCAAAGAAGAGGGGUUGCUAGGGUUUCCCUCCUUCUCCCGGGUACCAGCUUGGGGUCCAGCACACGGCAUUCUCAUUGUCUCCUGUGCUUCACCACUUGGUGAUCAGAUGAAAAGUACAAAGGUUCUCCAUCCUUCCUGUGUACUUAUGGACGCUGCUGAGAAACAUAUAAGAGCAUCAGGGUGGGUUGCAGAGGACUAACGUCUGUGGUGGGACAUCUCACUGUAACAACUAUGCCAAGAACUCAAGCCCCCAAGCAUGCACACUCACCCCCCAGGCCAGCAGUAUGAGCCUCGUCUGCAGACUUACCAGCAAGUUGUCAGCCCCACCAGACUCAGUGGAAAAAGCAACCUGUCCUCAGCAAGUCUGAAGUCUAGUCUCCAGAUGGGGCCGGUGACAUCAAGCUCGGAAGCCCAACCUCUGAAGGUGACUGGUUCCCGGGCUGAGGAAUGAGAGCCAGCAAGGGCAGAAAAAAAAAAAAAAAACAAAAAAAAAACAAAUAAAAACCAGCUGUUGUCUGAAGAUGCAGAAUAGGGAGAGUGUCAUGUGCGGCCCCUACUGUGUUCUGUCCGGCUGCAGAUGCAGCUCAGGGGUGUGAGUAAACUUGGGGUGCCUGCACUUUAGGGAACCUGGCCCGAGGCACUAGUCUAUUUUCUUACAGCUGUGAAGAUUCCAACUGAGGCUUUCAGAAAAUGUAGGUGAACUUUUAAAAAUGCUUUUUGUUAAUUCAUCCCUGAGGGUACGUACUGCUGAGUUUUCAGGGGACCUCUCCAUGAUAGGGUGGGGUGCUGGCCUGGUGAAGUUCAGUCCUACAGCUGCAAAAUAUUUAUACACGGGGUGUUCUGGUGACAGCUCUGCACUGCUGAGAGAGCUGGAAGCGGCUGUAAGGGAAGCAGAGCCUAGUCUGAGCACAUUGUGAGGUGGCACUGUUAAUUGGACCAGGGCAGAUGGGGGAGGUAUGAUCACCUGUGUGGUUUAUAGUUUGGAGCAGACCCUUCAUUCAUCUGAUUAGACCGGGGCUAGGCUUUGAGAGUGGUCCUUCCUAUUCAAGGGAGCAUGCAGGCCCUCAGAAAAAGUGUCACAUUCUUAGCAACGUUACAAUGUUUCUCUCGCAAGAUAGCAGAUCUGAGAAUCCUACAACAGAAGGCAGUCCUCCAAAACAGUGGGUUGCUGUUAAUAAUAAAGACUUGGGGCUUCAGAGUGGGAUUGUGGGUAAUGACUGAAAGUAAUGCUAAGUCUUAAGGGGUGGGUCCGUAGAGAAUGAUGCUGAUUUCCAAGGGAUGCAGACAUCUUUCUCCUUAGAGCUUCCCUGAGGAAGAACCACAAAGCACUGGGCCUAUCUGUACACAGACUUAAAGAAUCUAUGCAGCUGGAGCUCACUUUAGGAAUCCUUCAUUUGUAUGUAAAUAUGUUGUAAAUACAUAGGAGGCUGUAUAUUUUUGCAGGUGUCGAUCCACACAGAAAUAGAGGUCACUAGUAUUCUGCAUAUAAGAAAUACAUGUUCUCAUAGAUGUUAGUGGUUUUGAUUGGGAAUCAGAAGAACUUUACCUUCUGCCCCAUAGUUCUGUCAAUGUAAAGCUGGAAAAAGAAGAAAUGUCUGGGAAAUAACUGCUCUGAUUUCUUAUGCUGGUAUUACAAUCUGUUGUCUAGAUGCUACAGAUAAGGAUGAUUUAUGAAAAAGAAAAUCAUUGUCAUAUAGAAACAGACAUGCCCAAAAUGAGAAAUUUUCUCUACAUUAUGUUCUUUCACAGUUAACGUUGAUGCUGUUGCAUAGUUUGUGAAAACAGAAGUUAGAGAGGGUUUGGUUUGGUUUGGUUUGGUUUGGUUUUGUUUCCAAAAUGGAAUUGGUGUUUACCAAACUUUGGGAUCCUUGAGCAGAGAGCCGAACAUUAAUUUGAGCACAGGUUUGAAGGAGAACAUCUGUUAUUUUUAAGCUUUUGAAGGUCUUGCAUGUCUGCCUUUUAGCGUUGAUGCCAACAUAGACUGUCUUGUCUGUCUCCCCUCCCACACACACUUGAAUCUUACUCAUUGGUACGCAGUGCAGUCUCCGAGUCCAGUGUCUUAGAUCCCCCGACUCAGUACGUGUAGCACACCACUAUCUUACUAAUGUAACAAACCUUGUAAAUGGUUUCAGGUGGGCAUCCAAAGUGAACCACAGGUAACAAAACUUACUUGUUCACUGUCCAUCACAUAAAGUUGGGUAUUUUUUUUUCCUUUGGGGUGUGGUAUAAAUAAAAAAAUAAUGUAAGAAGUUAUGUUCUAUAAAUGCAGUGUUAACAUAGUUUUCAAACAUUAAAAUGUGAAUUAAAGUA
Arvicanthis niloticus (Nile rat) is the source of this 7646-nucleotide messenger RNA. It is a transcript of the gene Slc38a1, whose product is annotated as solute carrier family 38 member 1. Gene Ontology annotation, biological process: amino acid transmembrane transport; L-glutamine transport. Gene Ontology annotation, molecular function: L-glutamine transmembrane transporter activity. Gene Ontology annotation, cellular component: plasma membrane. The record is from RefSeq and is a predicted model, not a curated record. Lineage: Eukaryota; Metazoa; Chordata; Mammalia; Rodentia; Muridae.